Molecule: messenger RNA, 633 nt
Organism: Tetrahymena thermophila SB210
Lineage: Eukaryota; Ciliophora; Oligohymenophorea; Hymenostomatida; Tetrahymenidae
Product: kinase domain protein
Exons: 4
Biological process (GO): protein phosphorylation; mitotic DNA damage checkpoint signaling
Cellular component (GO): nucleus; cytoplasm
Molecular function (GO): protein serine/threonine kinase activity; ATP binding
Source: RefSeq, a predicted model, not a curated record
AUGUAGAAAUUAAAAGAGCCACUAGUCGUAUAGCUUUAUGAUAGCUAUAUAGUAGAAAAUAAUGUAGGGCCUGAUAGAUACUCAGUUUUUGAAUUAGAAAAAUGUUCAUGUUCAUUAGAUGAAUAUCUUGAAAGAUAAAACAAAGAUGGAUAAUUAAAUGAAGACAACAAAUUUUAAAUAGCUAUCUAAAUUAUAGAUUCUGUCAAUUAUAUUCAUUCAUUUAAUAUCAUUCAUAGAGAUAUUAAACCAGAAAAUUUUUUGGUUUAUUUAGAUGAAAAAUAACCAGAAAUAAAAUUAUAAAUUUAUAAAUUUAUUAACCUUCUUGUUCUUUCUGAUAGUGCUUAGAGGGCUUCUCUGUAUGAUAUCGUUGAAUAAAGCGAUAUAAAAUUCUUUUCUAAUUCAAAAGAAAUGAAAUAAAUUGUACAAAAAACACUUUUGAUACAAAAUGAUAAAAAAAUAGAGCAAAAUGCGACUAUAGAAAUUAAUUCUUUAGAGGAUUUGAGCAAAAUUUAAAAUUAUAAUAUUGUCACAAUGCAUUUAAAAUAGUUUAAACAAAAAUAAUAUUAGAUCUCUCCAGAUUGUUUCAAGAAUAUGUUAUUUAUGAGAGAUUCAGAAAGAGAUAAAUAAUUUUGA